CAGACCUAUAACCUGAGAGGCAGGACCAUGGAGUCUUUCUGGUGUCAAUUAUAUCCCUGGCUUGAAAAUUUGUGACCUUUACAAUUGGCAUGACCACUCCAUCAAUUUCAAUUUCCGUUCAUGUUGGGUUGCUUAAUAGACGGUUUUACCAUCAUGUGAAACUAACUUCUUUCUAUGCUUCUUGUAGUUGCAGGAAAACUGACUCCCGACAGGUACAACUGCCUUGCUCAUGCUAGAAGAGAGAGAGAAAGCCAUGGCGGAGAGAGAGGCGGAUGGUGAG
Linum tenue is the source of this 280-nucleotide messenger RNA. The record is from the annotation of a GenBank genome assembly. NCBI's taxonomy places the organism in Eukaryota, Viridiplantae, Streptophyta, Magnoliopsida, Malpighiales, Linaceae.